This is a messenger RNA of Callorhinchus milii (elephant shark), 992 nucleotides long. RefSeq names its product zona pellucida-binding protein 1-like. Gene Ontology annotation, biological process: binding of sperm to zona pellucida; acrosome assembly. The transcript is spliced from 6 exons. The record is from RefSeq and is a predicted model, not a curated record. Bases 147 to 992 code for a protein of 281 amino acids. Lineage: Eukaryota; Metazoa; Chordata; Chondrichthyes; Chimaeriformes; Callorhinchidae. Gene Ontology annotation, cellular component: extracellular region; zona pellucida receptor complex; acrosomal vesicle.
GCGGCGGGAGGUCACUGUGCAGCAUCGCUGCUGAAUCACACACACAAACUGUUCCCCUCUCUCUCUCUCUCUCCCCCUCUCCCCGUGUUCGCUCCUCUCUGACACUCCUGGUCCCGAUUCUCUGGAGCAUCUAAUGGCCUUUUUAAAUGCCCACAAUGGAUCUGCACCGACAGCUGUCACUGACUGUAGAUUCCCCGUGUCCUAGUGGUGUUUUGUGUGAUUUGCUAGACAACAGCAACCUGACCAUGAAAGACCAGACAUCAGUAAAUAAACUCAGUCAGGAGUUAAUCAGUUUCGCUUCCUCGCUCCUGAAGUCUCCUGGAACUACAGCACCCUCCACUGGAAAAGCACAGGUCACACAGAGACUGAUCUUCAAAACAGUAGAAGAGACACAAAGCACCAGACAAGUCUUUGGAAGAUUGGGAGAGACAGUGCAAGUUCUGAUCCCGUGGCGAGGGCGGCCCAUCACAAUGUUCUGCCUGACGCCUGAGCUUCAACAGAGGGGCAUCAUCAACCCUUCCAUUCAAUGGGUGAAAGAGGGAGACUCCCCAGUGUCUAUAGAGGGGGAAGGAACUCAGUUCAAGGUGCAACAGGAUGGCAGUCUGAUAGUGUUAAACUGGGAAAACCAACAAUUCAGCGGCUUCUACUCCUGCACCAUGACAUUUGGGCAGCAAGAAGCACAACACAAGCUGAUGCUGCGCUUCUGCCUGGUGGUGUACCACAUUCCAUUGAAAAGUCUUCAAGUUGCUGCCCGGUUGAAGACCACUACGUGUGAGAAUGGCUCUGUGAAGAAUUCAGCAGCGGUCAAGAGCUCACUGGAUUUCAUGUGCCGGCAGCUGUCCUGUGAGGUGUCGGAUGUGACCUCUGAGUGCAGAGAGAACACUGCAGUUUCCCAGAGGGGUCUUUACCAGCUCCAGCUCAAUAUCACAGACACUCAGACACAAGAAGAUUGCACCCCCACCUCACCGCUGCGGUUAGAUAUGGAUACCUGA